AGUGGUGGGCAACAAAUUGUAGUGGAACCUGGCCCAACAAAGCCAGGGAGUUGGGGGAGAGCUCGUUCCUGGCCAGUUGGGAUCAACUCCACUUGGGGUGGGACCUCCAGAAAAUCAUCGUCUCAGCAAUUUUCCCCCUGGACUUUAUUAUUAUUGGACUUGAGUUCUGAAUCUCUUCAAUUUCUCUAUUCCAAUCUUAGAAAUUUCGAUUCGGGUUUUGGUGGUUCCCGGGCUUACUCUGUACUUCCACUUCCGUUUGCGAACCCUGCAGACCGAUUCCGCAUUUGA
Penicillium crustosum is the source of this 288-nucleotide messenger RNA. RefSeq lists its product as uncharacterized. The annotation marks the transcript as partial. NCBI's taxonomy places the organism in Eukaryota, Fungi, Ascomycota, Eurotiomycetes, Eurotiales, Aspergillaceae. The record is from RefSeq and is a predicted model, not a curated record. The transcript has 3 exons.